AUGCAUAGAGAUUCUGAAAAAUGCGUCGUAGUGUUAAACCAUUGGCAACAAUCCUGUGUAUCAGUGGUAGCGGGCUUCUUGGGUUAUUCAUUGAGAGGGCCAAAAAUGGUAAUAACUAUGUGCCUGGAGUUGUGUACGCAAAAGGAAAAAAUGAAAGCAAACCACAUCAACCUUCAAAAAACAGUCUGCCUGAAUAUAGGAGAAGAAAUGAAAUAAUGAGAUUUGGAUAUCCAAGUUUUGACAACAUCAAGUAUCGAGASAACUUUGUGUUUUCGUAUAGCAGAAGGCUGAGGCAAGCGAACUGGGUGUGUGAGCAUCUUAAUUCAGAAAUUCUGAAGAAACAUGAAGCAGAUAGAAGCAAAUGUGAAUUUCUCGUGGACCGUGACGUCCAUCCUCUUUUCAGAUCAACAAAUGAAGAUUACAGAAAGACCGGAUAUGACAGAGGACACUUGGCUGCUUCAGCAAAUCACAAAUUGUCACAAGAAGCCAACUGCCAAACAUUUUUUCUCAGUAACAUUAGUCCUCAAGUUGGGACAGGAUUCAAUAGAGAUUCAUGGGAACAUCUUGAAAAAUAUGUGCGACACCUUGUCAGGUUGUACAAAAAUGUCUAUGUCGUUACUGGACCAUUGUUCUUGCCCAAGUUAGAACAAGAUGGACAGCUCUAUGUCAAGUAUAAGGUUAUUGGAAAUAAUCGCGUUGCCGUGCCAACACAUUUUUUUAAAGUCAUCCUGACUGAAAGUAAUUCAGAGAAAUAUGAAAUGCAGUCGUACAUUCUUCCCAAUCAACAAAUACAUGAGAAAACAGCACUGCAUAUGUUUCAAGUCCCAGUAGAGACCAUUGAAAAAGCUUCUGGUCUGGUUAUAUUUGAUAAACUACCAAGAAAGAGCAUAAAAGUAGUUAAGCCAAUCUUUUGAAGGUAGCUAUGCUGCAUUGUGAUAAAAGUAGGUUGUACUAAAAUUUUCUGAAUUUUAAACACUUCAUUUAUUAUUAUAACUCCUUCAUUACUGAUAUUACAAUAAGUUCUCCCAGUAAAAUAUUAAAUAACUUCAUAUGAUUAUAUUUUUCCUAACAAAGUUUAUAUUGCAUCGACAUUGUUAUUUUUUGAUUUGUAAGUGGUUUGUGCUUUGGUGGUAGUGGGUGCUUUGGUGGUAGUUGGUGGCUUAGUAGUAGUAGGUGGUUUAGUUGUGGUGGGUGCUUUGGUGGUAG
This is a messenger RNA of Exaiptasia diaphana, 1206 nucleotides long. RefSeq names its product endonuclease G, mitochondrial. Bases 21 to 914 code for a protein of 297 amino acids. Gene Ontology annotation, molecular function: RNA endonuclease activity; nucleic acid binding; metal ion binding. The record is from RefSeq and is a predicted model, not a curated record. Gene Ontology annotation, cellular component: mitochondrial inner membrane; nucleus. The transcript has 8 exons. Lineage: Eukaryota; Metazoa; Cnidaria; Anthozoa; Actiniaria; Aiptasiidae. Gene Ontology annotation, biological process: apoptotic DNA fragmentation.